Cucumis melo (muskmelon) is the source of this 1062-nucleotide messenger RNA. RefSeq lists its product as uncharacterized. The coding region runs from base 203 to 892 and encodes 229 amino acids. The record is from RefSeq and is a predicted model, not a curated record. The transcript has 3 exons. Gene Ontology annotation, biological process: rRNA base methylation. Gene Ontology annotation, cellular component: cytoplasm. Gene Ontology annotation, molecular function: rRNA (uridine-N3-)-methyltransferase activity. Lineage: Eukaryota; Viridiplantae; Streptophyta; Magnoliopsida; Cucurbitales; Cucurbitaceae.
GGUAGUGAGUAGUGAGUGGAGAGAUCACUGAGUAGAAAGCAUCCCUCGUGACUUGUCAUUUCAGACAAACUCUUGACCCUCAUUGACUUCAUCAUCUUCCCAAAAUCCAUUGAUUUCAAGAGAAUUCAUAAUUUAAUCCCCAAUCGCAGUUCUCGAUUUCAAAACGUCGAUUCAAAUUUUAGUUUUACCAAACCCAUCGCCGAUGGAAUUUGUGCCGGAAAACGAGAGAACAGAAUCGUCCGAUGAAGACGAAGAUGAAGAAGAAGAAGAAGAAAUAUGGAGGAAACACUACUCGUCCAGACACCGAAUAUUACUCGUAGGAGAAGGCGAUUUUUCCUUUGCACUGUGUUUGGCCAAACACUUCGGAUCCGCUCGCAACAUCGUAGCUACUUGUCUCGAUUCUCAGGAUGACCUAGAAAAGAAAUACAGCGACGGAAUUAGGAACGUGAGGGAACUAGAAGAAAGAGGAUGUUUGAUAUUCUACGGAAUCGACGUGCGAAAUAUGAGUACACAUUUCUUCCUUAGAACUCAGAGAUUCGAUCGCAUCGUCUACAAUUUCCCUCACGUCGGGUUCCUGUACCGCGAGGACAGUUUCUGCCAAAUUCAAUUGAACAAGGAAUUGGUGGAAGGGUUUCUGAGGAACGCUAAGGUUUUAUUGAAGAAAUUAGAUGGGGAAAUUCAUGUAUCGCACAAGGAAGGGGAACCGUACAACAAAUGGGAGCUGGUGGAGGAAGCCAUGAAAGUGGGGUUGAAGCUGGAGGAAACGGUGCCGUUUCACAAGAAGGAUUAUCCGGGAUAUCAAAACAAGAGAGCCGAUGGAGGUCAUUCCAAUGCUCCGUUUUGGCUUGGCGAUUGCAGUACUUACAAGUUUAAGCUUAAUCACUCUGGCUGAGAUGGCCAUGGCCAUGGCCAUCGCCAUCGCCAUGCCGAUCGAUCAACCACACACUAAUUCAAGAUGAAAUGGAACAAAACUUCUUUCCCCUUCGCUGCUGUAUUGUCAUGACAUUUCACUCUCAUUCCCAUCCAAUGAAAUCAAUUACCAUUUCGCGAUUAGUUUUUCAA